AUGCAGGCUGGUAUUGCGGACUUCAGAGCGACCAUUGGAAAACUCCAAAUUUCAGAAUCUGAAGCCAGUCUGCGGUGGAUCUACUACCAUUCGAAGUUGCAGAAAGGUGAUGGUGUGAUUCUGGAAGCGAGCUCGGGACCCGAGCUCGCUCAGCAUAUCAAGGAUAUCGCCAAAGGGCCUUUGCCAGCUGAGACUAUGAAAGAACUUGACUUGCUUUGCAACAGACUGCAUGGUCGGUAG
Molecule: messenger RNA, 240 nt
Organism: Penicillium samsonianum
Lineage: Eukaryota; Fungi; Ascomycota; Eurotiomycetes; Eurotiales; Aspergillaceae
Exons: 1
Coding region: 1-240 (79 amino acids)
Source: RefSeq, a predicted model, not a curated record